Molecule: messenger RNA, 730 nt
Organism: Hyaloscypha bicolor E
Lineage: Eukaryota; Fungi; Ascomycota; Leotiomycetes; Helotiales; Hyaloscyphaceae
Exons: 2
Coding region: 220-498 (92 amino acids)
Source: RefSeq, a predicted model, not a curated record
GAUUUUCAUACGCAAUUUCUUGACCGAAUUACUUGCUUUCCUCUUCAUCCUUCCAAGUUUUAAACACAUGAUGAAAAGCCAGCGUGUUAUUAUGAGUACGAUUCCUCCUCCUCAAGCUUCCAAAUUCUCCCUUUACCGGGCCUCAGUGGUUUGGUUGUGAGAGGAGGCAGGAAGAGUGAAAUAAGCGUUCGACACACACCUUGUUCGAUACCGGACGCGAUGAAGGCAUCUCUGACCCUUGAAGCUUGGAAGGCCUUGCUGUGGCGGCUGAGGACAAUGGGCUGGUCUAUUCUAUGGCUGCAGGCCGAUUGCCAACAACGCUUUCUGCAGCAGGGCGAACGUGCAACCCCUCCCUCCCCCGACCCUCCCCCUAUUCCCUUUUGUCUUUUUCUUAUGUUACAUGCAACUACGAGGGCCUUGAGAGAUUGGAUUGAACUGUGUUAUGGUUGUCGCUCGGAGGAUUCUGCGGAGGCUUGGAACUUUUUGUUUGCUCCAUGAUGACUCUGGAGCAAGGCGAAUGUACAGAUUUUUGACCCCCUCCCCUGUUCCCUCUUGUCCUUUCUUUGACAUAUAACUAUAAGGGCUUUGAGAAAUAUGAUUGGAGCUGUGCUAUGAUUGUGCUCGGAGGAUUUUGCGGCGAGCUUGGAACUUCUUGUAAGGUUUCGAGGAUGUUUUGGAUCCGAUUCAUUAUACUGCAAGCCAAAAGCAGGCUACUAUUGUAUCAGAAUAC